AUGGCUCCCUUUCGCAACUUCCUUGCCCGCAAAUCCCAACCCAAUGGUGGGGAAGCGGAUGGUUUCGACGAGAAUCAUUUGUCGCCCAACGCACGCCCUGGUCCCACACCGAUCACUAUUCGCAAAAGCCAAGAUGGCGAGCCUCCAGAGUACAAGUUGAGUGUUGUGAAUGGCAGCGGAGUAUAUCUUCCGCCUUCCCCAACUGAGAAACCAAGCUUCUGGCACCGAUACCCCGGAUCAACACGACCUUCAAACCAUCGCGACUUGGUCGACGAAAAUGAGCCAUUCUCAAUAUCGCGCGAAUCUUUCGACUCCUACCGCCGAUCAUUUGAUAUUUCCGCCCGCUCUCCCAUAAUACACGCCGAUGCCGUCCCAUCCCGCACUUCACUCGACUCCCGAUUUUCCCGUAUCACAUCAUCCGCACAGCGAUCUACAAGUUUCGACAAAGCCGACGCAAUGGAAGAAGAGAAAUUUGAAGACGUGGGUCUCAAUGACGAAGCUAAGCCCAAGAAAAAGGGUCUUUUCGCACGAUUCGGCGACUCAUCUAGUGACGCACCAUCAUCCGGCAACAAAUCUUCUACUUCAUUUGGGUUUCACAUUCCCGGAAGAAAGCGUGGACAGAGCGGGGGAGGUUCGGAGUUGGGCUCUAUGCAAGUACCAGCGCCAAUUUCUGUACCAGGGUCUACGUCAGAAGGCAAUGGCGAGUAA
Penicillium angulare is the source of this 708-nucleotide messenger RNA. RefSeq lists its product as uncharacterized. Lineage: Eukaryota; Fungi; Ascomycota; Eurotiomycetes; Eurotiales; Aspergillaceae. The record is from RefSeq and is a predicted model, not a curated record. The transcript has 4 exons. The coding region runs from base 1 to 708 and encodes 235 amino acids.